Molecule: messenger RNA, 3141 nt
Organism: Symbiodinium necroappetens
Lineage: Eukaryota; Dinophyceae; Suessiales; Symbiodiniaceae
Source: the annotation of a GenBank genome assembly
AUGCUGUACAAAUGGACCUUCCAGACGGUUGGUAAAGUUGGGGCCAUCCACUGCUUUGCAGUGAGCGGUUGCAAAGUCACACCUCCCGGCGCCAGCACACGGGCCGGCGCGGCCGACCAUUGGAAAGGUGAAACGCUAAGGUGCUGGGUGUACUGGGCCGGCUUGAGCAUCACCGUGGGAGUUGGUGUCACAAAGGAGGUCUUCGGCGGGAUGUGGUACAUCUCCGGAAAGAUCUCCUUUGCUAGGUCUUUGCUCGCAACCGAACUUAUCCCGAAGUGGCUGGAGGAGUUUGCUUCUCUAACUUUGCUGCCUGCGAAGCCGACGAAGCCCCGAGCAGACAGGCUGAAGCAGGCAGCCGAAUGCUGGUCCUCGGUGGAUCAGGGCCCCUCGGUGGAUGUGGAGGGCACUGUCCUGCUUCUCUCCGCUCUUUGCUCGCAUUGUGGUCUGCUUGGAGAUUUCGGACCGGCAGUGGAUCUUCGCCUUGCCUUGCAGCCGGCGUUUCUUCGCCGACUGGAGGAGCUGGGACUUUUUCAGCAGAGCCUGCCGAAUCGAAUGGCAGAUCUGGUUCAGGAGGCCGCGGCCCUUGCCACGCACGGUGAGGGGGCAGACGAAGCAGCGCGUUCCUUGAGAGAUGUCGGAGCCACUUCCGCCUGGUGCACAGCGCGCAUGAAGGGAUCAAGCGACCUGUGCAUCAUACAUGACCCCUACUUGGAGCAGACGGCCUACCCACGGUGGGUCGUAGGCGCGUGGCAGAACCUGGGUGGUCGGAGGACACAGGAGGAUCGUCUGGCCAUUUGCCCACUUCUAGACCGCGAUGAUUCGGCAUUUUUUGGCAUCUGGGACGGAACGGUGGAUGAUUUCGCCGCUGACCAGGUGCAACGCUUGGUGCUGCCCAGCAUUCUGCAGACAGCUGGUUGGGCCUCGUAUCAGGAGCUACACCGAGAUUCCACCUCAACAGACACGGCCUUGUCUGCCAAGAUGGAGUUGCUGCAGGCCAGUCUCAAGGAAGCCGUCCUCAGUGCUGACGAGGACGUCCUUCAGAAAUGUCGGGACGCGCAGAAUCACUACUCCAGUUGCACUGGCGUAAUGGUGCUGGUUGCUGGUGGAGUACUUACGGUUGCCCACCUUGGCGAUUCUCAUGCUGUGCUCGGCUAUAUGGAGGACGGCGACUGGCAUGCUGAUGCCCUGACCGUGGCCCACAAGCCAAACACGCCGAGCGAGCGACAGAGGAUUGAGGAUUCUGGAGGAGUCGUACAGUGCGUAGACGACCGGCGCGGCAUGCUCAUGCGCGCUUUUCUAUGUGGUGGCGAUUUUGGCGAGAGGAAGGCUCGUGGAGAUAAUCCCCGGCAGCUUGCAUACUCGCGAGCCUUUGGCGGGAAGGAUCUAAAGCCGUAUGGCUUGUCCAAUCAACCCGACAUCCGCCAGGUCGUCUUGAAUGAACAACACAAGGUUCUCAUCAUGGCAUCCGACGGUUUGUGGGAUGUCUGCUCCGAGGAAAAGGCGGUGUACUUGGCUAUGGAUGCAGCGGAGCGAGAUCUGGAUGCAGCUCAAGUGCUGGUAGAGUUCGCGCUCACAGAGAACCGCAUCAACAGAACAAAGGCUGACAACAUCACCGUCAUCGCAGCUGCUUGGUUAUCCGGCUGCCUCUUGCUUUCCAGAGUCCUGGACAAAGACUGCACCUGUGCAGAAAGCCAGGACGAGGAGUGCGAAUCAGGGGAGCGCAAAUCACUCGCACAGCCCGGCUUGGACGGAGCGGCGAGCCGCAAAUCCUUGCACGGGGAUUCAAUCACUUCGCCCUGCCACUUGGACCGCGUGGUCCUGAUCCAGAGUGCCAAGCUUACCAAGUUUGGUGGACGAUGCCGGACCUUCGACAGUUUCGAAGAGGCCCAACCCAGCUUGCCGGUGCUUUCUGACGACCCGCAGCUUUCUGCAGAUUCCUUGUGUCCCAAGCCCCUUUUGAUGGUCAUCCCUGGCCAGAUCCGCGGGACUUUCCUGGAAGCGCAGCAAGCCCCGCACGGCGCAGUCCACUGCCUGUUGCAGGUGCCCGAGCUCCUGUCCUUGUCAUCCAUGCAGGCUGAGAUGCUGGUGGUGGAAUUGGCUGACAUCGGCCCCGGCUUCAAUUGGGCUGAGCCUUGCUCCAGAGGUCACGAGCCGGAUCUGGAUGUUGCUGCGAAGACCUAUGCUGGAAUCUCUAGGCACAGCACCCUGCUCUGGCUGGCCGCGGUAUUUUCUCAAGCCGUAGUCUCGGGUCAGUGCAGCCUUGAACAAGUGCGGAGCAUGCCCUUCGAGACCGUGAACGAGCAGUAUGUCCGGCAGCGGAAGGUCCUGGUGUGCGAGCGCUGCCGGCGACCGAUGGACACCUCGGUUCAGCACCGGGACGCCUACCAAACGGGUGGCAGCAUUGCGGGUUCACUGGGUGGCUCUGUAGGUGGCUCCAUGCUGGCUGGGGCAGUCCUCGGCCCCGUUGGCGCUCUUGCUGGCGCUAUAGGUGGCGCCAUUGCUGGCUCUCGCGCCGGUGCUGCUGCGAGCGAAGGCAUUUGCGACGCCGUCGACUCCAGUGGGACUCAGCUAUGCAAUGCGUGCAAAGAAGCUGCGAAUGUUCGGCAGAUGGGCCACCAAAAUUGGGGUGGCGGCCGGUUGGGAAGUGGUGAUGAGCCAACUGCCCCUCUGCAGGCGUCCUCUGCAUCCGCGCCGAGUGCCCCUGGCGUUGGGGAGCGGCUUGGCGAGGUGGCGAGUGGUGCUGGGGCAAAGAUCGGAGAGGCGGCAUCUGCUGUCGGAGAGGGUUUGAGUGGUGUCGGCAGCUGGAUGAGGAAGUCCGUGAGCUCCAUGACUGGUAGUGACGAGCCCAAGCCGACAGCAUCUGGGCGACCGGACGAGGCCUUCCGAAGCUUUGAGGGAUCUGGCCGAGCCUUGGGCACUGAUGCCGCGGAUGUUGACCAGCGGCGGAAUGCCCGGGCGGCUGCAGCAGAGGCGGCCAUGAGAAGAGCCGGACAGGCUCCGACCAAUGGAUACGCCCAGACAUCAGCUCCAGGUAGAGGAGCUGCGAAUGCUGCAAGCACGCAGGCGGUGAUCGAUGAGGACGAGGCAUUGGCGCGGCGGCUACAGGAGCAGUUCGAUUUAGAAGAACGGGAAGGGCGAUGA